GAUUCAAACUAGCGAACUCCAGGUGUGCUAGUCGGCGUAUAUACUCGCUGAGAUACCCAGACCCCCCUUUGUGCUCGUCUUCUAACGACUUGAGACUUGGGAUUUUUUUAAGGGAGCGAAUGUUUUGGUGCACCGUAACGAUUUUGCGAUUUGAGACCGCUCUUAAAAUGACCAACUCCCCAAACAGUGCCCUGACUACUGAACUAGGGAGCUGAUUGAGACGCACUCUUAAAGUGCAGCAUGACUGAGGAGGGAGGAGAAUUUAUAGUAAAAAAGUGCUUGAAUAUUGAAUAUGUUUAUCACCCACAAUUAUCAUAGCGCUUCAGAAGACAUGGAUUAAACCACUGGAGUCGUAUGGAUUACUUUUAUGCUGCCUUUAUGUGCUUUUUGGAACUUCACCAUUCACUUGCACUGUAUGGGAUGGCAUGAGGGUGAAUUAAUGAUGAGAGAAUUUUCAUUUUUGGGUGUACUGUCUCUUUAAUUGUUAUUAUAUUGAAUUGAGAUUAUAUUGAAUGGUGAACCUCAUAUCGUAUAUCGAACCCUGACAACUCUAUCGUCCCAACCCUAGUGAUUAAUUUCACGAUUUGAGAAUGAAACUAUAAUGUUGUACACAUAAUGGCUCUCUCAGCACCCCCUUGCUGUGCCCUGGGGGUCCCUGGACCCCAGUUUGAAAACCUGUUCUAUUACUUUAACAUCGUUAGUGGAUAGAAACGCACUCAUAAAUGCACAGAUCAGUUACGAGUGCGUCGCGGCACUCGGGCAGAGCGUCCGUUAGUGACCGGCUCUUUCCACUGGCCAUUAUGUUCAGCGGGUGUGUGCCGACAGAGGAAUGUGGCCCUUGAGACACGGAGCCGCGCUGCCACCCACUUCAUAACCCUCAGACAUCAAUUCAGGGUUUUGUGUGUCUCUGUUGCAUGACAUUUUGUGGGUUGGAAGUGCACAGAAGACUGGCUUGAUUUGAGCACUUUUCAUUGUGUCCCCACAUGCUGUUCUUCUAGUAAUUAUCUCUCUCUCUAUCACUCUCUCUAUCUCUCUCGCUCGCCGUGGUAUUGUCAGUUGUGUUUAUUCUCUAAUGCCCUUUUGAAAAUAUGUGGUUUCUUUUUUUUUUUUUAUGGUGCAACGGAGGAGAUUGUGGUGUGGUUCUUGAGUGAGCAAACCUUGGACUGUGUGUGUGUGUGUGUGUGUGUGUGUGUGUGUGUGUGUGUGUGUGUGUGUGUGUGUGUGUGUGUGUGUGUGUGUGUGUGUGUGUGUGUGUGUGUGUGUGUGUGUGUGUGUGUGUGUGUGUGUGUGUGUGUGUGUGUGAGGGGGUUGUAACAAUAGAGCCAUUGUAAAUGCUUGGCUGGGAUUGGAUGGGGGUUUGCGGAGCGGCUUCAUUAGUCAAUCUCUCUGUUCCCUUCUCUGUCAUAUGUUCUGUCAACGAGCAGCGAGUGGGUCUGCAGAAGUGUGUGUUGGGAUUUACUGUGUUCAGGUGUGUGUUGUGGUGGACUCUGAUUUGAACGUCUAGUGGCACCUGGACUUGUGUGUGUGUGUGAGUGAGUGUCUCAGGAUGUGGAGGUGAAUCUUCCUUGACAUUAAUGAUGGCGCUUCAGGCCGGUCUGCAGGCUUGGUUUGGUGAGAAGUUUGAAACCCCGUUACAGAGUCCUCGCUGCCCGCGGGCUCCACGGCCCGGUCCGGGUCUGGCUGAUGUCUUCCAGUACGACCAGUGGUUGGCGAUGCGGCACGAGGCCACACUGCUGCCCAUGCAGGAGGACCUCGCCAUCUGGCUCAGUGGGAUGCUGGGAGAGGAAGUCCGAGUCGAACGCUUCAUGGAGGAGCUGGAUAACGGUGUCCGACUUUGUCGUCUGGUUGGAAUUCUGCAGAGCAAAAUCCAGCAGGACUCCGACCAAACGCCGCUGUCCUCAAAGAAGAUUCGGUUCAAGAGAAACGCCUCCCCUGGAUCGUUUUUCGCUCGUGACAACACAGCAAAUUUUCUGUCCUGGUGUCGGCAAAUAGGAGUGGACGAGACGUAUCUGUUUGAGUCUGAGGGUUUGGUCCUGCAUAAAAACCCUCGGCAGGUGUGUUUGUGUCUGCUGGAGAUCGGACACAUCGUCUCCAGGUACGGGGUGGAGCCUCCGGUUUUGGUUCAACUGGAGAAGGAAAUUGAACUGGAAGAAAGUCUAAUGAUGACUGAUGACUCCGCUCCAGGCAAAACAUUCUCUGUGUGCUGUCAGCACGGUGCCCUGUACCACACGGAUCGUGGUGACCAGGACGACUCUCCCUGUAACUGCUCGCAGAGGUUUUCCAUUGAGUAUUUGUCUGAGGGUCGCUACAGACUGGGAGACAAGAUCCUGUUCAUCAGGAUGCUCCAUGGAAAGCACGUGAUGGUGCGUGUUGGUGGCGGUUGGGACACUCUGAAAGGGUUUCUGCUGAAAUACGACCCUGACCGCGUGCUGCAGUUUACCACUCUAGAGCAGAAGAUUUUAGCCUAUCAGAAAGGCCCAUCCAGCCCAGGCCCCGCCCUCAUCACACAGACCACCCAGCUGCCCACGAUGGACCCCAUUGCCGCCGUUAACCUCCUCCCAGAGUCGUCCUCUUCCUCCUCCACCACCUCUUUGUCCAAACCCAACACGCCCGCUUCGGGCCCCAGCACACCCCGCGGCUACUUCCAGUCACCUGCUUCCACACCCUCCCUGCCCCGGAAAACUAAAGCACCCAAAAAGACCCUUCAAAUGCCCAUUGCCUCCCCCAAAACCACCCCACUUUCCUCACCUGUCCCAAAAAGAAGCCCCUUGACCCAGCCAGGCAUGAGCGGAGUAACUCCGAAGGCCCCCGUCCCCUCCAAAUCCAAACAACGGCCGCGUGGAUCGCCCAAUCAGCCCCGCAGUCCGGUCUGUCCCGAACCCACCUGCAAACUACCCAAACCUUCAGCCUCGCCCUGUGCCCAGCUUCCCCAAAGAUCUUCGCAGCGCGACGACCGCCCGCCUCCCGGGCCUGCACGCUCAUGGACCGCACAGCGAUGCCCCCUGUCCCCUGCCUCCAGCUUACACUUAGAGUCCAGGAAGGCCUGCCCUGUUUCCCCUCGUUUGGCAGGAAUAGCGAGGGCUCCGCAGAACAACCCGAAACAGACGAUAGUUUCCCCAAGAGCGUCCAUCCCUCUCACGAAAACCUAUAAGAGUAAACCUGUCGAGCAGAGCAGAGGUUGCGCAGCACAAACUGUUGCGCCCAUCAGUGCUAAACCGGCUCCUCUGAGGAAACCUCUGGCCAGCAGUAACCCGCUCAAAGACAGUCCCACAACAACCAGACCAGCACCUAACGGCGCCACACGGACUAAACCUAGCAAACGCGAAGAGCCCUACUUUGAGAUGAACAAUAAGAGGAGGCUAAAGAACUGAGAAUGCUGGGAAAUGUAGUCUAGUGGCGGAUUUUUUUUUAACUGCAACAGCAGCUCUGAGUGUCAUUGUGUAUACUUCGGCUUUCCGCGUGCCAGAACGACUCUCGUAGCGCAAGUGAUUCAGUACAGUACGUGCGGGCUGUCCGCGCGGAGCCUAUUUGUCUACAUGCGUGGACAGUCCGCGUCUUUUUGCCCAUUUUUGGCAACUGUCGUUAACCACAUGUAAAGAGUUUUGCAAAGCAGUCGUAGUGCGCAAAUUAUAUUUUGAAAGGCUGAGCGGUCUAGCGUGUGCAAGACGGAACGGCACGUGGAAAGUGUACGUUAGCAUUAAUCAGGGAGGGUGCCAUAGUUGCGAUAUGGAUAAAAACGAGGCUGUAAAAGUAUAGUCCGUUUGAUUUUGUGGUGUUGAUCCAAGUCAACAAAACAUAAAAAACCUGUCUAUCAGUUACAGCAGGGCUCUUCAACUACUUUAUUGCGGGGACCAGAUUAUCCAUAUGAAAAGUUGGCGGGCGCCAGAUUUUUUCCGUAUUCAUCUUAGCUAUCACUUUCAUCGCAAGUAACAUGCAAAAUAAUACUGUGCAUUUAUUCAUAUUAAAAUAGUCACCUUUUUUUAAGGUAUGGCCAUUUUAAGGGUGGCGGAGGACAAGUCUCUGUUGCCUUCGCUUCUGAGACCAUCAAUCCGCGCACUCGUUGACUCGUUGUGCAUGACACCGCGGAGACUCCCAGCAUGUGGAGGCACAUGCUACUCUCCACGAUUCACACGCAACUCGCCACACGCCCCAUUGAGAGCGAGAACCACUAAUCGCGACCACGAGGAGGUUACCCCAUGUGACUCAACCCACCCUAGCAACCGGGCCAAUUUGGUUAGCCCAUGUGACUCUACCCUCCCUAGCAACCGGGCCAAUUCGGUUGCUAAGGAGACCUGGCUGGAGACACUCAGCACGUCCUGGAUUCAAACUCACGACUCCAGGUGUGAUAGUCCACGUCAAUACUCGCUAAGCUACGAAGGCCCUUUUAUAUAACUAAGCAAUUUUAUAUAAAUGCAUUUGAUUUGAAAAAGACGCUAUCAAAUGCUCACCUACAUGGUGCGAUCCAUGUUUAGCAAAGCAGUGUAACUAUCGCCAGCCUCCGGUUCGCACAACCGAUGACGGCUGAAUGCUGUUGCACAUGCCAGUGAGAGUUGUUAACUCACCGCUGAUUGCUUAGGGUCGUGUCUACAAACGAGUUGUGCGCACUGCGCAAUCUGGUAUAUAGACAAUUUGAUCAUAAAUCAGUUGGAGGGCCAGACAAACAUGAUUGGCAGGCCGGAUUGACUAGCCCUGAUUUACAGCCUCUAUUUCAUUCACGUCAAAUUAAACAUGCCGUCUACCCUGACUGAGAUCCAUUAACUAUUCCGUUUCCUUCCUUAAUUAUACUCAGGCUUUUAUUUGUGCCAUACUAAAAUCAUCAGGAUAUGCCUCAGAUUCCUUCUACCAGGAAUGAACAUACUGUAUGCAUCGUAAACAGUUUCAUUUCUUCUUUAGCUACUGUAAUUAUUAUUGUAGCUAAGGCAUUAGAAAGACGUUUUUAUAUUUAGGUAUAGUAGUUUAAAAUCACGUCUUCCUUCUGAGCUCACAAGAAAACCUUGAUAAUGUGGUUCAGGUCAUGCAGUAAGUGUGUGUGUUGGUUUAAUGUUUGUCUUUAUAUAUAUGAUGAUGAUGAUCAUGAUGAUGAUGGAGCAGAUCACGUGCAUAGGUCUGCUGUUCUGUUUAGUAUUCAUAUUUACACCUGAGAGCACUGAAUUACAUAAGAAACAUGUGCAGAUCCAUACAAUUCUUGCUCUCGUUGUUUUAGUUCUUAUGUUAUGCCCCAUAAUACUUAGAGGCACGUCUCUAUGGCAACCAAAUAGGGAUCCUGAGAGUCCUUCCUGAUCUAUUUUAGUGGUGUAGCCAAGGGUGGGUCUGGGCCACCCAGAAUAUUAGAGAUGAUUUUUUUAUUUUCCCCAUUCCCUUGCCUUUUUCUCCCAAUUUGGAACGCCCAAUUCCCAAUGUGCUUUUAAGUCCUCGUGGUCAUGUAGUGACUCGACUCAAUCCGGGUGACGGAGGACGAAUCUCUGUUGCCUCCACGUCCAAGCCCGUCAAUCCGCAUCUUAUCACGUGGCUUGUUGAGCGCGUUACCGUGGAGACGUAGUGCGUGUGGAGGCUUCAUGCUAUUCUCUGCGGCAUCCACGCACAACACGCCCCACCAAGAGCGAGAACCACGUUAUAGCGACCACGAGGAGGUUACCCCAUGUGAUUCUACCCUCCUUAGCAACCAGGCCAAUUUGGUUGCUAAGGAGACCUGGCUGGAGUCACUCAGCAUGCCCUGGAUUCAAACUAGCAACUCCAGGGUUGGUAGCCAGCGUCUUUACAAUUGAGCUACCCAGGACACCAGAUAUAUAAUUUUUGGACUUCAAAUAUAUAUUUUAAAAAUCGUUAAAAAUGCAUAAAUUUGUGGGCGUGGGUAUCUCAGCGAGUAAAGACGCUGGCUACCAACCCUGGAGUUGCUAGUUU
Messenger RNA from Xyrauchen texanus (razorback sucker), 5901 nucleotides. RefSeq names its product GAS2-like protein 3. NCBI's taxonomy places the organism in Eukaryota, Metazoa, Chordata, Actinopteri, Cypriniformes, Catostomidae. The transcript has 9 exons. The coding region runs from base 1575 to 3371 and encodes 598 amino acids. Gene Ontology annotation, cellular component: actin filament. The record is from RefSeq and is a predicted model, not a curated record. Gene Ontology annotation, molecular function: microtubule binding; cytoskeletal adaptor activity; actin filament binding. Gene Ontology annotation, biological process: actin crosslink formation.